AUGGAUCCAGCGAUGCCAGCCGCAGUCGAUGUGCCCGUUGGUGACCGCCCUGCUUCUCCCCCCCGCCCUCACCGAUGCCCGCUCUGCUCGAGAUCUUUCCGCUACCCCUCGCAGUUGGCGAUUCACCGCCGGCGUCACCUGAGGGACUCCUCCGUGCCGUGCCCGGACUGCGGGCAGAGUCUGCCGGGGCGGCUCGAGUUGAGGGCUCACCGGCGGCAACACGAGGAGGAGGGGGGGCCCUGGCGCUGCUCGGAGUGCGGCAAGGAGUUCUCCCGGUCGCGUUCGCUGGCCGACCACCGGCGCCUGCACACCGCGCCGCGCCGGCACUGGUGUGCCCCGUGCGGCAAGUCCUUUCUGUACCCUUCCCAGCUUGCCAAGCACCGCCUGGGCCACACCGGUGAGCGGCCCUGCAAGUGCCCGGUGUGCGGCAAGGGCUUCACCGUCGCCUCCGUCCUGCAGCGCCACCGGCUCAUCCACACCGGCGAACGCCCGCACCGCUGCGUUGAGUGCGGCAAAGCCUUCACCCAGUCCUCCCACCUCAAGACGCACCGGCGGCUGCAUUCCGGCGAGCGGCCCCACCCGUGCGGGCUGUGUGGCGCCUCCUUCAGGUCGGCAUCCGCCCUCUCGCGGCACGCCCGCUCCCACGCCCGCCCGCCGCCCGCCGGAGAGCACCGCUGCCCGUCCUGCGGCAAGCCCUUCCCAGGGCCCGAGGCGCUGGAGUCCCACCAGCGCCCGCUGACCUGCCGGCUGUGCCCGCUCACCCUGGCGUGCCCCUCGCUGCUGCGGCAACACGAGAGGUGCCAGCACGCACAGGGGGAGCCCCGGCGCUACCCCUGCCCGCAGUGCCCGCGCACCUUCCCAUACCCCUCCCAGCUGGCGCUGCACUGGCGCUCCCACACCGGCGAGCGGCCCUUCCGGUGCUCCGAGUGCGGCAAAGGCUUCCCGGUGCCCUCCAAGCUCCGGGCGCACCGUCUGGUGCACACCGGCGAGCGUCCCUACCGCUGCGGGGCCUGCCCCAAGGGCUUUACCCAGUCCUCCGCCUUGCUGCGGCACCAGGUGGUGCACACCGGCGAGCGGCUCUACCGGUGCGGCGAGUGUGGCCGCGCCUUCGGCCAGUCCUCCCACCUCAAGGCGCACCGGCGCACGCACGGUGGUGGGGAGGGGGCUCCCGGCGCGGGCGGGGGGCCGUUUAUCUGCACCUCCUGCGGCCGAGGCUUUGCCCGGUACCGCUCGGUGGAGGCUCACCGGUGUCGGGGCGUGCCGUCGCCGCACCACGCCUGCCCGCAGUGCCCGCGCUCCUUCCGCUACCCCUCCCAGCUGGCGCUGCACCGGCGCUCCCACACCGGCGAGCGGCCCUUCCGGUGCGGCGAGUGCGGCAAAGGCUUCCCGGCGCCCUCCAAGUUGCGGGCGCACCGGCUGGUGCACACCGGCGAGCGGCCCUACCGCUGCCUGGAGUGCCCCAAGGGUUUCACCCAGUCGUCUGCCCUGCUCCGGCACCAGCGGGUCCACGCUGGGGAGGGCGGGCAGCGCCGGCGGCAGCGCCGGGCCGAGGGCGAGAAGCCCUGCGCCUGCGCCGAGUGCCCGCGUGCCUUCCGCUACCCCUCGCAGCUGGCCCUGCACCAGCGCAGCGCCCACGGCGACGCCGGCUCCUCCUUCCCCUGCGCCGAGUGCGGCCACUGCUUCCGCACGGCGUCGCGGCUCCGCUCGCACCGGCGCCGGCGCCACCGGGAGGGCGGGGGCGAGGACCCGGCGCCGCCGCGCUCCCACCCCUGCCUGUACUGCCCGAAGACCUUCCUGUACCCGUCGCGGCUGGCGCUCCACCAGCGCUCGCACACCGGCGAGCGCCCCUUCCGGUGCAGCGCCUGCGGCAAGGGCUUCUCCGUCUCCUCCGCCCUGCUGCGGCACCGGCUCAUCCACGCCGGCGAGCGGCCCUAUGAGUGCCCGGAGUGCGGCCGGGCUUUCACCCAGUCCUCCCACCUCAAGACGCACCGGCGGCUCCACGUGCCGGGGGGCGCCUGCCGCGGCCAGGGGGCGCCGGAGAGGCGGCGGGGCCGCUGCCAGAGGUCGGCGCCCCCCGGUGGCGGGCACGGGGAGAAGCCGCACCGCUGCCCGGAGUGCCCCAGGGCCUUCCGGUACCCCUCCCAGCUGCGGGCACACUCCCGGUCGCACGCGGCCCGGCCGCCGGCCGAACCCUCGGCGCCGCCGCGGCACCAGUGCCCGGUGUGCCACAAGCUCUUCCGCUACCCGUCGCAGGCGUCCAAGCACAAGCUGACCCACACCGGGGAGCGGCCCUGCGUCUGCCCGCUCUGCGGCAAGGGCUUCUCGGUGCAGUCCGCCCUGCGGCGCCACCGGCUCACCCACACCGGCGAGAGGCCUUACCGCUGCGGGGAGUGCGGCCGGGCCUUCACCCAGUCCUCCCACCUCAAGACCCACCGGCGGCGGCUGCACCGGGCCACCGAGCCCAGCGCCGUCACCCCGGGAGCCGAGCCGGUGACCGUCACCCUCCUGCUCCGGGGCGGAGCCCAGCCCAAGACCGAACCCAAGACUGAGGUGGAGUGGGAGCCGGCGCACGGCACAGCCAUCACUGUCUUCCCCAAGGCCGAACUGUCCUACCAUCUGUCUCAGGCCACCUCAGCCAGCCUGGCCUGA
Molecule: messenger RNA, 2649 nt
Organism: Hemiscyllium ocellatum (epaulette shark)
Lineage: Eukaryota; Metazoa; Chordata; Chondrichthyes; Orectolobiformes; Hemiscylliidae
Product: zinc finger protein 665-like
Exons: 1
Coding region: 1-2649 (882 amino acids)
Source: RefSeq, a predicted model, not a curated record